CAAGAACUCAAGAAGAUAGAUACAAAUAGUUAUAGAGAGAGAGAAGGACAUAGAAGGUUUUGAAACAAGAGAGAGAAAGCUUCUUCUCAUAUAUAUAUAUCUCCUUUUUCCUGGUCGUGGCGGACUCCCAUUCGAAGAAGCAAUAAUUACUCUUCUUUCAUUCCACUCUAAACUGACACGUACUCUCACGCCGGUGUUAGAUCUGAUACCAAAAUCAUGGGUAGCAGAGGUAGUAAUGGCGACGGAAUCCCACCGGCGUCAAGAAAGAUGGUACUCAGUUUAAAGGAGAUAGUUGACGGCGUUACGGAUGCUGAGAUCUACUCAACCCUAAAAGAUUGUAAUAUGGACCCUAAUGAAGCCGUUAAUCGCCUCUUGUCUCAAGAUCAUUUUCACGAGGUGAAGAGCAAGCGAGAAAAGAAAAAGGUCAAGAAUACAACAGAAUCCAGACCUCGUGGUGGUGGUAACGCUUCAAACCGUGGGGCUAGAAGUGGACAUAGUGGGCCAACCCAUUACAACUCUUCUGAGUCUAGUGGAUUUCAAGCAAAGCCUACGUACAAGAGGGAAAAUACUAGAGUUGCUCCGCGUGAUGCAAGUUGGCAGCCUCCGACUUACAGUGAUUCAGUUGGGUACAAAAGCGAAUCAACAACUGUCACUGCUACUGACGGUGCAUCGUUUUCACAACCAGCUUCUGGAUAUCAACCUGCAUGGUUGGGUGGUCCCGGUCAAAAGUCAAUGGCUGACAUAGUCAAAAUGGGUAGACCACAAACCAACGAUUAUUACACCUCUUCAAACCCUUCUCAACAGAGUAUCAGUCACAGCGUUGUUGUUCCAGAAAAACAGCCUGAAUAUGAUCACGUUUCACCUGAUGAUGAUUGGCCUGUAGACCAGCCACAAGACGAAUCUGGUUUGACUUCUGGUCAGUCAAACUAUCAAACCAAUGAGGUCUUCGACCACGAAACCAAUGAGGUUGAGGCUCAAGAUGAAAGUUCCGACGAAGAUGAAAUCGAGAACCAUGUGGACCCUGCUUCUGUGACUGAACCUGUUUAUGAUAAUGGCCCUUAUGAGCACAAUGACGUUGAAGAAGUAGAUGCAUCUUUAUCAUCCGUGAGUGCGAAUAUACAAAAACUUAGCGUACAAGAAGAGGAGCACACGGUACAACCUGAAGAGGAUGCCCCGUCUUUAAUAAUUCCGAGUCAUCUGCAAGUCAACACUGCUGAUUGCUCACACUUGAGUUUCGGAAGCUUUAGUGCAAAUAUAAAUCUAAAUACCGAUUUCUCGAGACCUUCGACUGCUGACCAUUCUGAACCUAUAAAUCACGAGUAUUAUGACGAUGGUCCGACAAGAAACAUAACAGGAGCAGAAAGUUACGAGUUACCCUCUCCUUCACAAACUUCAGUAUUGAAACAAGAGGACCCUGAAGUGACACAUGGCGGUCAAAGUCAAUUCGGUUUCCCCCAACCGUCACACACUCAUACAUUUGAAGUGACACGCGGCAGUGAAAGUCAAAUUUCUACACCCUUUUUGAAUGACAUGCAGGCUGCAGCUAACGGUAAUCCUAUCAGAGAAUCUGAUCUGUCAUACUCACAAUUUUCAGUUAGUCAAUCGAUGCCUUCUAGGUAUGCUGACUCAGCAUCUUCCAUCAGCGACCCAACCAUAUCAAUGGCCGAGGCGUUGAAGAAUGUAGGGCUUUCAUCAUCUCAACCACCACAGCAGACUCUUGCUACAGGACCUGCUGGUCCACAACACCUUAACGUGCACCCUUACUCCCAACCUACCCUUCCGUUAGGACUGUUUAGCAACAUGAUUGGGUACCCAUUUUUGCCUCAAAAUUACGCAUAUAUGCCGUCUGGUUUUCAACCCACGUUUGCUGGAAAUAACACGUAUCAUCAGCAACUAGCAGCCAUGCUCCCGCAGUAUAAAAACAGUGUUUCUGUCAGCAGCUUGCCCCAGUCUGCAGCUGUUGCUUCUGGUUACGGUUCGUAUGGUAAUUCAACAGCAAUUCCCGGAAAUUACCAAGUUACACCACCUGCGGGUCCCACAGGAUCCACGAUGAGCUAUGAUGAGUUAUUGAAUGCACAUUAUAAAGACAACAGUCACUUGCUCUCUCUCCAGCAGAAUGAGAACUCUCCGAUGUGGGUUCAUGGAGGUGGUUCACGGACAAUGCCAGCGGUUCCAGCCAGUGCAUUUUACAACUUGCAGCAGAACCAGAACCAGCAGCAGCCGAGUGGGUUCAGGCAAGGUCAGCAGCCUUCACAGAGUUACGGUGGGGCCGUCCUUAACUACCCAGAUUUCUUCCAGUCGCAGACGGGGAUGUCACAGGAACACCAGCUGCAGCAGAACCCUAGGGAUGGUGGGUCCCAGGGACAGCCGAAACUACAGUCGCAACAGCUAUGGCAAAACGGGUACUGAUGGUUGAAAUCAGAUCAAGGUUUUCGAGGGUGGUGUUUGUGCCUUGAGAGGUUGUAUGUCUUUCAUGGUUGAGUUUAGCAAUGUAACGUAGGAAUAUGUGGUGACUGUGGUUAGUGGACUUUGUUUAUUUCAUGGGUUUGGUUUUUCGCGCUCAUGCUGCUAAAGUUCUAACCGCCUUUACUUAUCCGAGUAAUGACAGCUAAGGUCACCUUUUUUAUG
Helianthus annuus (common sunflower) is the source of this 2628-nucleotide messenger RNA. Its product is annotated as GBF-interacting protein 1-like. Bases 217 to 2409 code for a protein of 730 amino acids. NCBI's taxonomy places the organism in Eukaryota, Viridiplantae, Streptophyta, Magnoliopsida, Asterales, Asteraceae. Gene Ontology annotation, molecular function: protein binding. The record is from RefSeq and is a predicted model, not a curated record. The transcript is spliced from 10 exons.